This is a messenger RNA of Saprolegnia parasitica CBS 223.65, 1114 nucleotides long. RefSeq lists its product as hypothetical. The record is from RefSeq and is a predicted model, not a curated record. The transcript is spliced from 5 exons. Bases 32 to 1114 code for a protein of 360 amino acids. Lineage: Eukaryota; Oomycota; Saprolegniomycetes; Saprolegniales; Saprolegniaceae.
CGAAAUUCCUGUCUCUGCGCAGACAACUUCGAUGCGCGCGACACGGGCCAGCGUCGUGGAUCGACCCAAGUCGGCCAAUGUCUCGCAGCGAGGAACGCUCGUGGCGCUGCUCUCGCCUCGGCCCGGGAAUCGCCAAGCCGCGCUCCACGCGCCGCAGCGCUGGUCGGGCACCACAAAGCCCAUCAUCUCGCGCUACUGCCUCAUCGACAAGCCGCUUGAAACGAUGCCGCCAACGAGUCUACCAGUGCCUAUGGACGCCGCACAACCGCUAUUUGAGCCACGACGUCCUCAAGACGAGACGCCGCCGGCAACGAGGACCGAGUCCGAGCCGCCCGUGCUAGCACAGCCAUCGGUGUCAUCGCCACCGACACCGCGACGUCCCAAGGCCCGUCCAACCUCGCCGUCGACCGAGUGUUUUCACGUCCGACAAGCUCGUCUGCACGCCGAAGAGAACGCGAGGUUGCUUGCGAACCGAGUCGCGUUUCUCGAGAUGGAGCGAGAGCGGGCCGAGAUGGACGCGAGCAAGCUCUAUGUCGAGCACUGCAGAGAGGUGCAGGCCAAGGAAGAGGCCGAGCACCACCGACGCUUGCGCCAAGCCCGGCGGGAGAAGGACGAACGUGCCAUUCGCGCCCGGCGCGAGAAGACACUUGCGCUUCAAGCCGAGCACAAGAUGCGACUCCAGCACAACGCGGCUCGGGUCCAAGCCCAGCGAAUCCAGAGUGCCCGUAGCGUCAAACAAAAGCGUCACGCCAUUGAGGCCGAGCGCACGCGAAAAGAAGCGGCGGUGCUCCAAGAAAAAGUCCACGCAAAGCAUAAGGUGCUCUCGCACGAAGAACACUUGCGCCGGCAACGUGCCGUCCGUGAGCGCGAGCACCAAGCGCGACUCGAAGCCGCACACGCCGAGCGCAUCCGGCGAGAGAACGAGCGCCACGAGCUCGCCGACCAGCGCGUGGCCGCCAUGCUCGCAAAAGAGACAGCGCUCAAGUGCACCCUCGAGAUCCAAGAGUGCCACCACCGCAUUGAGCUUCAAAAGUGCUUUGACAUGGACACCCUCUUCUCGCGCGAUGCGAUGCUACCCGAGCCCGUCUCCCCGUGUCAGACCUCGUUAAUUUAA